Molecule: messenger RNA, 1485 nt
Organism: Hansenula ciferrii
Lineage: Eukaryota; Fungi; Ascomycota; Saccharomycetes; Phaffomycetales; Wickerhamomycetaceae
Gene: MSY1
Product: tyrosine--tRNA ligase MSY1
Exons: 1
Coding region: 1-1485 (494 amino acids)
Biological process (GO): tyrosyl-tRNA aminoacylation
Cellular component (GO): mitochondrion; cytosol
Molecular function (GO): ATP binding; RNA binding; tyrosine-tRNA ligase activity
Source: RefSeq, a predicted model, not a curated record
AUGCUUCUUUCAAAAGGUAAUUCUUUAAGAUUGUUAUCCCAAACAUUAUCAUCCCAAUCAAGAAGAUUCACUCAAUUAUCAACAACUUCAUUCAAUAUUGAUCAAAAUGAAUUACAAAAAGAUCUUGAAGAACCUCUAAUUCAACAUUUAACUAAAAGAGGUUUAAUUUCACAAACUUCAAAUCCAGAAGAUUUAGAAAAUUUAUUAAACAAGACUAAACUAGGGUUAUAUUGUGGUGCUGAUCCAACUGCAAAAUCACUUCAUUUAGGGAAUCUUUUACCUUUAAUCAUCCUGUUACAUUUUAAUUUAAGAGGUCAUAAUAUUAUUGGAUUAGUUGGUGGUGCCACGGGUGCAGUUGGUGAUCCAAGUGGUAGAACUACUGAAAGAUCAAUGAUGGAAGAUCAAACAAGAUUGGAUAAUGUUACCAAGAUUCAAAAUCAAUUGGAAGGAUUUUUCACAAAUGGUAUACGAUAUGCAAAAUAUUUAAGUACUUCUCAUGUAAUUGAAGAAGGUUUAAUUAAAUCUAAAAAUAAUUUUGAAUGGUGGGAAAAUGUUUCAUUUUUAGGGUUUUUAUCAACUUAUGGUCGUCAUAUAAGAGUUGCACAAAUGUUAGCAAGAGAUAGUGUUAAAGGUAGAUUAGAAUCUGAAAAUGGUAUUGGAUUUAAUGAAUUUACUUAUCAAAUUUUACAAGCUUUUGAUUUUUGGCAUUUAUUCCGUAAUGAACAAGUUUCAAUUCAAGUUGGUGGUAAUGAUCAAUGGGGGAAUAUUACUGCAGGUAUUGAUUUAAUUAAUAGAUUGAAAACAAAUUUAAAUAAAAAAGAUUCGUUGAAAAAUAGAUCAUCAUUUGGUAUAACUGCACCUUUAUUAACCACUGCAUCAGGUGAAAAAUUUGGUAAAAGUGCGGGAAAUGCAGUUUUCAUUGAUUCCAAAAUCACACCAUCAUUUGAUUUAUACCAAUAUUUUAUUAAGACACCAGAUUCUGAAGUUUCUAAAUUAUUAAAAAUUUUCACUUUAUUACCAUUAAAACAAAUUGAAGAAAUCAUUUCAAAACAUGAACAAGAUCCAAGUUUAAGAUAUGCACAAAGAAUCUUAUCAAAUGAAGUUACAGAUUUAAUUCAUGGUGUUGGUUCAGGUAAAUCAGCUGCAAUUAUAAGUUCAAUUUUAUAUCCAUUGCCUGAUCAACCAUAUCCAGAUAUUGGAUCAGAUGAAUUAAUUGAUGCUUUUGAAAAUGCAAAUGUUUUGAAAACUUUACCUAAAGAGGAAUUUUUAAAUAAACCAUUUAGUUUUAUUUUAUCAAAAGUUCAAGAAAUUUCUAAAAAUGAAUCACGUAAAUUGAUUUCAAGUGGUGGUGUUUAUCAAGGUUUUGAUAGAAUUAGAAUUGAUACUUCAGAUUCAAUGCUUUUAGGUGAAGAUCAAUUAAUUGAUGGGAAAGUUUUAUUAUUAAGAGUUGGUAAAGGUAAAUAUCAUGUUAUUCAACUAGUGUAA